Messenger RNA from Armigeres subalbatus, 2556 nucleotides. RefSeq lists its product as uncharacterized. The record is from RefSeq and is a predicted model, not a curated record. Lineage: Eukaryota; Metazoa; Arthropoda; Insecta; Diptera; Culicidae. The transcript has a single exon. Bases 1 to 2556 code for a protein of 851 amino acids.
AUGUCUACUAAGAUCAUUUCUUGCACUAAUUAUUUUGCCUCAUCCAUUUUAGACUUCCUGGUCGUGAAACGAAUCACAUCGAAGGUACCCGUGAUUGAAUUAGAUACCCGAUCCUGGCCUUUACCAUCUAAUCUCAAGUUAGCGGACCCCAAGUUUAACAUCCCUGGAGAAAUUGACAUGAUCAUUGGCAAUGAAAUCUUCUUUGAUUUGGUCAAGCGAGGUCGCUACAGAAUGGGUAAUAAUGCGCUAACAUUAGCUGAGACAGAAUUGGGAUGGAUUGUAGGUGGAUCUGUACCGACCAGGAAGGUCAAACAAUGGCCGCGUGUGUGCCAACUGAAUCGCCACGAAGAAGAAUUGAAUAAGACCAUGUCAAAGUUUUGGGAGUUAGAAUGCGUUCAACCGGAAUCCAACCAGACAACAGCUGAGAUUGCUGUCGAAAAACAUUUUGGCAGCACUCAUAGUCGAGAUGCAAAUGGGCGGUACAUCGUGAGGCUUCCCUUUAACAACCUUCAGAGUCAACUUGGAGACUCUUACAAUACCGCCCGGAAACGAUUGGACAAGCUUAUAAUUGCACUUGCCAGAAACCCAACAAAACGUCUGGAGUAUUCUGCAUUUUUGACCGAAUACCUCACACUAGGCCACAUGAAAGAAGUGGAACACUCGGAUGAUGAAGGUUACUACAUUCCACACCAUGCAAUUUACAAGGCAUCUAGCUCGACCACAAAAACAAGAGUUGUGUUUGAUGCAUCUGCAAAGACGACAACUGGCCUAUCUCUGAAUGAUACAUUACUGGUAGGGCCCACUGUGCAGAAUGACCUUCUCUCCAUUAUCCUAAAAUUUUGCACUCAUAAAGUGGUGCUAACGGCCGACAUCCCUAAAAUGUAUCGGCAGGUCAGAAUACACAAGGACGACUGUAAGUACCAAAGGAUCCUUUGGUUGGGCGAUGACGACAAGCUACAAACAGUGACGUACGGUAUCGCCAGCUCCCCACACCAUACAACCAGGGCAUUAGUUCAAUUGGCACUGGAUGAAGGUAAGGAAAGGGUAGUCAAGGAAGACAGUUAUGUCGAUGUCGGUGGGUCGUCAGUAGUAGAAGUGAUCCAGAUCUACAAAGAACUGUCGCAACUACUCCAACGAGGCGGAUUCGGUGUGCAUAAAUUUUGCUCUAAUAGCACAGAGGUUUUGCAAGCAAUUCCAGUGGAUUUGCACGAGAAACAAGUUGAUUUCGAAGACGCCGAGAUUAAUAACACAAUUAAGACACUUGGUCUUAUAUGGAAUCCUUCGGAGGACUACUUUGUUUUUCGUGCUCCUAAGCCAUUGGAUGUGGACUGGACCAAACGGAUUGUUCUGUCGGAGAUUUCCAGUCUCUUCGACCCUGCAGGAUUUCUCGGGCCCAUAAUCACAAAGUCAAAAUUGGUUAUGCAGGACAUUUGGCGUCAAGGUCUAACGUGGGAUGAACUGCUUCCGGAAUCACUUUCGCAGAGGUGGAAAGAAAUUCGAGAACAACUGCCAGCAAUAAACAAGAUGCAGAAGAUGCGGUGUCUGAUUCCCAAGGAUACUGUGUCCAUUCAACUUCAUGGUUUUUCGGACGCAUCGAUGAGAGCCUACGGAGGCGUGCUUUAUAUCAGGAGUGUCGAUAAGAAUGGAAAUAUCAGCGUAAAUCUAGUUGCCAGUAAAUCUCGUGUGGCACCAAUAAAGCCACAGACGAUACCCAGGUUGGAGAUGUGUGGAGCAAAAUUACUAGCGGAGCUGACGCGGAAGGUGGUGACUGCUACGCAAAUCCGAUUCGACGACGUGAUUCUCCACUGUGAUUCAAAAAUUGUUUUGUGUUGGCUCAAAAAGUCACCGUUGGCAUUAAAACAGUUCAUAUCAAACCGUGUUGCUGCAACCAUAGAGCUAACUCAGGGCUACCAGUGGCGAUACAUCAAAUCUGAACACAAUCCAGCUGAUGUUAUUUCUAGGGGAGCGCUACCAGAGGAGUUGCGCCAGAGCGAGUUGUGGUGGAACAGUGCACCAGUUCUGUGGGAAGAACAUCUGCCAGAAGAUUCGACCGAGCCGUUUAAUGAAUUAGAACUGCCAGAAAUUAAAACGGCAACCGUGUUGACCGUCACUAAACAAACUUCAUCAAUUAAUUUGACAAGAUGCAGCAACUACCGUAUAAUGCAGAGAGCGUGGGUGUAUGUCGAACGAUACAUUACUCGUGUGGUGUACAAAAAAUCAGUAACAUCGAUUAUAAAAGCAGACGAGAUGCUACGCUCAGAAAAGAAUAUCCUAAGAGUUUUACAACAACAAGAAUUCGGUGACCUGCUCAAGCGAUUAGAAACUAAAUCGAGCCAACGACACUUUUUGUCGAACCUAGCACCAUUCCUGGACGACGAUGGUCUAAUUCGGGUUGGAGGCCGCUUGAAGUAUUCGGUUAUACCCUAUGAAGGCAAACACCAGGUACUACUACCUGAACGCCACCACGUCACGACGACUCUGAUAAGGAAACUGCAUGAAGAACACUGUUGGCCAUUGUUCGAGAACGCUAUUGGCCAUUGCGAGCAAAGGUGGUAA